Messenger RNA from Closterium sp. Yama58-4, 1779 nucleotides. Lineage: Eukaryota; Viridiplantae; Streptophyta; Zygnematophyceae; Desmidiales; Closteriaceae. The record is from the annotation of a GenBank genome assembly.
AUGCGGUCUCUUUCUCCGUCAGAAGCGCCGGAUCGUCAGAUUCGCAUCUCAGCCCCGCGGAGAUUGCGGCGCCAUGACGCCGCGAUUGACGUCGAGGAGGAUGAGGAAGAGGAGGAAUUACCGUUUCGUUGGGGCGAUCCGGCCCCGGGCCCGAGUCGCGGCGGCAAGCGGUAUUACCUGUGGUUCGAGCAGGGAGGGGAGCGCUUCGACCUUUAUGACUGCGUGUACUGCCAGGCAGAAGAGGGGAUGGACCCGUACGUGGGGAAGAUCGUGCGCAUGUACGAGCUCCCCCCCAGCCGCCGCGGAAAGCGCAGCAGCAUCGGCGGAGGCGGAGGCGGAAAGCCAGGCGAGCGCAAGGUGGACAUCCGCUGGUUCUUCCGCGCGGCUGACGUGCAGGCGGAGGGCGGGCAGCUCCCAAGGGACGUGCGCCCCAACGAGGUGUUUCUGGCAGUUCCCGAGGGCACGCAGGGUGUCACUGACGCCAACAAAGUGAUUGUGGUGGACUCGCGUGCGCACAUACUGUGUGUGUCUGCCGACCCGCGCAAUCCACAGCCGAGUGCGGCGCAGGUGGAGGCAGCAGAGCUGGUGUUCCGCCGAGCAUGGGACAUGCAGCAGAAACGGGUGAUCGAGGACCUUCAGGUGGCCAUUGACGACCUGGGCUCAGAAGAGGCAGUGUUCAACAAGCCGACAUGGGUGCAGCAGCAGCAGCCAACCAGUGGGGCGAUAGCAGGGGAGAAGGAGGAGGAGAAGGAGGAGAAGGAGGGAGCUCCAGGCAAGGAAGCAGGAGAUGGGGCUAAGGGGAAUGUUGGGGCAGUCAGGGAGGAGAAGGAUGGUGCUUUGAGAAUCGACACGGAUGUGAAAGGGGGAGAAACGGGGAUGGGGGAGGGAAAGGGUGGGGAAAGCGGAGGAGGGGAGCAGAAACGGCUAAGCAAAAGGAUGAAGGUGGAGGAUCAGGUGGGGGAGAAGGGCGGGAAGCAGAGAAUGGAGAAGAAGACAGGAGACCCGUGGGACUUGGAGGAGGAGGAGGAGGAAGAGGAGGAGGAGGAAGUGGAGGAAGGGCAAGAGGAUGAGCAAGUGUACGAGGAGGAGGAUGUAGAAGAGGAGGAGGGGGAGGACGGGGAGGAGGAAGAGGGGGUGGGAUUGAGAAAAGAAGGGCAGGCAGGCACGGAUGGGACUAGGCAGGGAUUUCCGCAGGGAUUGCCGCAGGGGUUACAGCCUGCAGCUGCCCCUGAUGGGCCCGGCAUCAUCGAGGGCGCGUUGGAGGAGCAGCGGGUGAUGCGCAUCGACAACAUUCCUCCCUGCACCUCGUCGCAGCAGCUGCACGAGGCCAUGCUAGAGCUCUUUUCAGACGUGGUGGCGGUGCGACCGACUCUCUCCCCCAUUCUUGUUAAAAUCCAAAUUCUCCCAUCCCUCAUCACUCUAUGCUCCCACCUUACCCUUAUCCUCCACACUCCUCCUGCCACGUGCAGCCCUCUGAUUGGUCGCCUGCAGCGCCCACCAGCAGUGGCGCCAUCACCAGUGGAUGCACCCUCAGCCUCUCUCGUGUCACACGGGCCUGGCUACUUCACCAUCCGCAACAAACGUGGCGGCCCCGGACAGUACUCAGAUGACAAGAAGAACAGCUUAACCACAUCGCACUGUGCACAGCCCAACGUAGUGGAGUAUGAGCUGGGGGUGGAGUGGAGGGCGGUGCAGCAGAGGGAGGUGUAUAUGGUGAAGGCGCUACUAAAAGUCCACCAGGCAGAACUCAACAGCCUGAUGCAGAGCAUUCGGGACUGA